Messenger RNA from Raphanus sativus (radish), 723 nucleotides. Its product is annotated as protein FAR-RED ELONGATED HYPOCOTYL 3-like. Lineage: Eukaryota; Viridiplantae; Streptophyta; Magnoliopsida; Brassicales; Brassicaceae. Bases 1 to 723 code for a protein of 240 amino acids. The transcript has a single exon. The record is from RefSeq and is a predicted model, not a curated record.
AUGAGCAAUCACGUAAGUGGUAUACCUGGUAGUCCGGAAGAGAGCUACAAGAUGAUGUAUAGCUAUUUGUACAUGUUAAAGCAAGUGAAUCCAGGAACAAAAACUUGUGUGAAAUUGGAUGAUGCAAGUAAAUUCAAGUACCUCUUCAUAGCUUUGGGAGCUUGCAUUGAAGGGUUUGCAUUUAUGAGGAAAGUGAUAGCUGUGGAUGCGACAUCGCUGAAGAACAGAUAUGGUGGUGUUCUAGUUUUCGCGGAAGCUCAAGAUCCUAAUGGUCAAAGUUAUCCACUUGCGUUUGCAGUACUAGAUAGUGAGAAUCUUACUAGUUGGACUUGGUUUUUCGAGAUGCUUAAAAGUGUUAUACCAGACUCUUCUGAACUGGUUUUCAUGAGUGAAAGAAAUCAGAGCCUGAUCUUCGCUAUAGGAAGCGUGUUUCCAGAGGCUCACCAUGGGCAUUGUUUAUGGCAUUUGAAGGAAAAGGUGAAAUGGCAUGCUGGUAACGUCAACAAGGUUAUAGUCGGGCAUAGAUUUAUGGAGUUGGGCAGAUAUUACACGGUGGAUGACUUCAACUCUGCUUACGACUCAUUUGAAAAAAGAUAUCCUGCUGUGUACAAGUAUGUGCAGGAACAUACUGAAAAGGACAAAUGGGCAAGGGUUUUUUUUCCACGUGACAGGUACAACUUCGAUACAAUCAACAGUGUGGAAUCAAUGAAGAGCGUGUUUUAA